AUGGCUCGCCGCAGCUCAGGAAGGUCCGCUCCACGCCCGGCUCCACGUGCUGCUCCAGUGAGGAACCCACCACAGCCAGCACGCCAGGCUCCUCCUCCAGCUCCUGUUCGGGAUGGUGGUGGCUCCAUUCUUGGAGGAAUCGGGUCUACCAUUGCUCAAGGUAUGGCAUUUGGUACUGGUAGUGCCAUGGCACACAGGGCUGUUGAUGCUGUAAUGGGUCCCCGGACCAUUCAGCAUGAGACUGUUGUCUCAGAGGCGGCCGCUGCUGCCCCUGCUGCUCCAGCUAUGAACACUGAUGCUUGCGGCAUCCAUUCUAAGGCCUUCCAAGAUUGUCUCAACAACUAUGGCAGUGAGAUCAGCAAGUGCCAGUUCUACCUUGACAUGCUGAACGAGUGCCGCCGUGGUGGUGUGUCUGCCUAA
Messenger RNA from Miscanthus lutarioriparius, 420 nucleotides. NCBI's taxonomy places the organism in Eukaryota, Viridiplantae, Streptophyta, Magnoliopsida, Poales, Poaceae. The record is from the annotation of a GenBank genome assembly.